Messenger RNA from Chlorocebus sabaeus (green monkey), 10870 nucleotides. The record is from RefSeq and is a predicted model, not a curated record. Lineage: Eukaryota; Metazoa; Chordata; Mammalia; Primates; Cercopithecidae.
CGCUAGACGAAGGCUCCCGGCCUGACUGCCGGCAGCUGGCGGCUCUUGGGCCAGGCUGCAGUUCGCCACUUUCUGUUCUUCUUCCUCCAUUGCUAAAGUUUCCUCCUCCUUGCCCCGUCCCCGUGCCGCACCAAUCGCCUCUCCUCUGCAGGUUAAAUCGGGCAGAAGUUCUUGCCCGGCGGCCGGACGCAUAUCCCCCGAUCCCCGCUUGGCUCCGCGCUCUUCCUUUCCCACCUUCCCCUGCCGGAACGUGAUUGGGUUCCCGCUCCACACACGCUCUACUCUCCAAGUUCUGUGGCAAAAGCGAUUGCCCCGGCGUCCCGCCUGUAGUAAUGGGAAACACUUGUGAGCCGAGCGGAGCCGUCGGCCAGGGGAAUUGAGGGCGCGAUCCCAGCACCACUUGUGUAGGAGGAGAUCGGGGCAAAAGUGGAAAAGUGUUGAAAAUGAGCCCAUGAGCACAAGUCAGAAAAAGGAAAAUGUACUUUCAUCAGAAGCAGUAAAGAUUCGCCAAAGUGAGGACAAAAGGAACCAUGCUGAGAAGUCAGUCACUCCUCCAGUGCAGGAAGAUCCCAAAAAGGCAUAUGAUGUUUCCAGUUCCACUGCAGAUACCAAAAUAGGAGAAAGUGACAGACAGCCAAGAGAAAGCUUUUUUCAGUUUCUUGGUAACUUAUUCAAUAUUUCGGGAAAAUCAUCUCUAGGUGAAGCUAAGCAGUCUUCUUUCAGAGAUGACCAUGAUAAAGCUGAGAAAGAUUUACAGAAUCCCAGUGACCAUCAUGAAGAAGGGAUCAAAAGGGAGAGAGAGAUUUUCAGUGGCUCCCUAAGAACCCAGACACAUCCAACAGAAGAACAGGACUCCAACUCAUCCGAACUCUCAGAUGCUUUUUCUUUGGAUACAACACAAGACAGUGAACAAGAAGCCACUAAUUUGCUAAAACAAAUCGAUGGUAAACCAGAGGAGCCUUCAGUAACAUAUGCAACAUACCGAGGCCCAAGUCACAUUAGGAAAUAUUUAAAGCAACAGAGGGGCUUGGCAACUGUGAAUACCUUGGACAGAGAAAAUGAAAGUUCUGACUCUAGUAUAAACAGACACAUUGACCCUGGAAGUGAGAUUGAAGCUGGGAUACUGCCACUGUUGUUAUCAGCUAGUACAGACUCACCUAUGAAAGGAAAUCUACUUGAAGGCCCAUUAGAAGACUCUGAUUGUAGCAAAACAAGUCUCAACACAGAAAGUUCUUUGACAAAUAACCCAGAACUGCAGAAUAUUGCCUCUUCCAAUAAUCUUUUAAAUAAAAAUGCUUGGGAGGGUAUUGAGAGAAAUAGGUCAUCCCCUUCUUCUGUGACGAACUCCAGCUACGAUGGAGAAUCUGACUCACAGCACCAUUUAAGUUGUGAACCAGUUUCUCAGACUGACAGAAAUUUGGUAUGUUCAGCAUUGUUCACAGGAAGUAGCAGUAGCAAUGUCACUUGCAGCCCAGAUUUUCAGAGAGUAACUACAACAGAAAAUACGAUAAAAGAAAACAACACUGUGAUGAGUAAUGGGACAUUGGUGCAAAGAGAGGAGCUUGUUGAGCCUCAGGGCCCUGCUAUUUCUAAUUUCUCUUGUACCAAAUCUGAUGGGAGUGACACUACUGAACAGGAAAGUACAAAUUUGCCAAGUCCAAAUAAAUCAAUUAGGCAUGAAGAUCUGCAGUUGCCAGAGAGUGAGUGUUCUGACAAGCAAACCAUGGAUAACUCAUCAAAGCAAGCUGCCACUCACACCAGUGUCGUUGCUCUUCAGAGACAUGCUGUGACAAACACAGAACUUGUAAAUGAAGGAAAGAGAUUGUCUGCCCAAGACUCACAGAAAAAUGUGGUUGUUAGAGAAAUCAGGCAAGAAACAGAAAGUGCCUCAGCUGGUGAAUCCAUAGCUUCAAGUCAUGUAAAAGCUCCAGAAGAUAAAAUUGAGUCAUCACCCAAAGAUACUGACCAAUACUUUGAAACCAAAGCCAAAAAGCUUGAUUUUAGGUCCCAUGAUAAAAUUCCUCAUAUUAGAAUGAAUAGAAAAGACCUGACCUCCUUAAAUUACAUCAGUGAAUCAGCAGUUGUAGCAUGCUUAGUAAAUAAAAAUGCACCUGAGUUGAAAUUUGAACUUAAUAGAAGUCACAUUUCAGAAACUCCUCUUGACUCUGAGAGUCCUCAACAAACUAAAGUAUCACCUGAUGCUAAAACAUGUCUUAGCCUUGACUGUAAAAAACUAAAUUUCAAUAUUUCACCUCCUACCUUUGUUUCUGGAGUUGGGAUGCUGAGCAAGUUGGAUAUUCCUGAUUUAAUGAAUGAGGGUUCUCCUGUGCCCAUUGAAACUGGGAAUGUCAACCCUGUUGGUAUUUCCUGUCAGCCUAGUAAGUGUAAAGAAGAAAAUGUGAAAAACCAUGUUGAGGCUGCAGGCAGGAAGAGUCCUCCUCUUUCCUUUUGCCUUGAAUAUACAUCUGCAAUUUUUGAAUCCAAGGAAGUUCUUUCUAAUAGUGAAAAAUGCCAGGUUCUUCCAGGUUCUGAAGCCAGUGGCCCUCACUUAACUGGGAUGGAGCUAUUGAGCUUUGACUCUGGAAACCUCUCUAAGGAUUGCAGUUCCAUUUUAUCUCAAGACCCUAAUAGAGUAGAGUUAAUGUCUUCAAACACUAAAGCAAAUAUGAGCAUAAUAGAGAAGUCUGAUUCUCUUUCCUUGGAAGCCAAAACUGCUAACAUUGUAUCAAAAGCUGAAAUUGAUGGUCAGAACAAUGUUCCUGUGGAGUCAUAUUCUGGAAGAGGAAAAACUAUAUCCUUGUCCAAGGUAUCUUUUUCACAAGCGGAGCCCAGAGACAUUUCUCAGGAUAAAAUGUCUUCUUUUCCAUUGAAAAUUACCCAUGUUCCAGAAAAGCCUAUUUUAUCAGAAUUAACAUUUCUAGAAGUUGAACAGGACAAAAAUUUUCAAUCAAUUAAUCAUAAUGAGAUUGGAGAGAAAUGUUCAGAUGCUGGCCUUAAAGAGAAUUGCCAAGCUGAGCUUUCUCCUGCUACCUCCAAAUAUGAAGAUAUACCAGAAACAGAGGUAGAUGCCUUAGGCUCUCCUCCUGCUCUUCUUAAAAGUAUUAUAUCUGGGAUUUUACCACCUAUUCGUGAUGAGAAAGUCAGUAGGCAAAUGGCACAGAAUUGUGAAGCUAACACUUACAUGAUUCAUCAAUCUUUGGAUAUUUGUGGGACUAAAAAGAUUUCUGGUCACUCAGAAAUGGCAGAACUCAGCUUAACUAAUAUUUUCCAUAAAUUCCAAGAAACUGGCAGCUCAAAAGUAAAUUCACCUUUUCUAGAUUCUGAUUCCAGUUUGGGAAAAAAUGUUUCUGCAUCUGAGGACUCAAGCUUCCUUAAUGUACCUUCUGUGCUGAGAUCAGAAAAGAAAUCCUCAUCUUACAGAAAGAAAGAGAACAUCCAUUUUUUAAAUGGUGGUAUUGAUAGUGUGUCAUCUUCCUCUAGUUACCCUGAAGAAGUUAACGUGAUAACAAAUUCACAUAAGCCCCAAAAUAAUUUGGAUUCUAUACAAGUUACCAAAGAUCUCACACAUGAAGGUACCUCCGUAACUAACCCGUUGUACCCUAACACCUCUUAUUUGGAAUUUGAAACGUCUAUCUCAAUUGGGACAGAAGUAACCCCAUUUCAGGAACAUUUUGGGAAGAUAUCCACUGAUUUCCCAACCACUGCCCGAUUUGACAAUCCCGUGGAAGCAGAGACUGGAGCAGUUGCUGGGCCUGCAGUGUCAGUUAACAGCUCAGGCCAACAGUGUUCUGAAGCCUCUGCUGAGCACAAAGAAGCCAGGGGAAGAGCACAUGACCAACUUUUGGACCUCGAAAGUAGUUUACUCAAAAAGGCCGACACAUUGAUUGGUGAGAUUUUUAAUUCUGUCAGGGAAGAACUAAAAUUCAAACACACAGUGAGUACCUGCCAGGAGCACAUAGCCAUAGAAGGCAUAAUGAAUCGGGGUACCCUGAAAGAAGAUGUCUCUGAGAAAAACCCAUCAGAAGUGACACUAACAGAGAUCCAACAGACAGAGGGUUUGGAAGAGCAGGGCAUGGAAAACAUGUCAGAAGUCGAAGAGAAGCCCUGUGAUUCACCAGCAGUUGGUGAGAAGAGUCUUCUUGUUGAUCCUGAUAGUAUGAAUGUAUCUUGUUUGUUAGAAGAUAAAGCUAGGGAAUUAGUCAGUGAGAUUAUUUAUGUAGCCCAAGAAAAAUUGAGAAAUGAUGCUUUUGAAGAUACUGAGGAUACUUGGGAUUCUGAACUUCAGGCAGAUCCUUCAAAAAUUCUGAACAGUGAUAGUGUUAAGCCACAUGAUGUAGUUAGAGAGUUCUUGGUAUCAGAACAGCCAGUAAAUCAAAGCACACAAAUUAGUGAAAAUAAAAUAUUAAGUAAAUUCUUCUCUGUAAGUAACUUAGCUAGUGGCACAGAGUCAAUUAAGGGAAGAGAAAUUGUUCUCUACCAAAAAUCCCCAUUUUCUGGAAAUGGAUCUGGACUGUCUGAUAGUAUAAAUUUGCAGGAAUCAGAUACGGUUUUACUAGCUGAAGACAUGUCACGUAAACGGUCAGAUGAUAGGGUAAAAACACAUUUAUUUUGCAGUGAGGACUGUAAUGAGACAAUGGAAAUAGAGAAUGUGGAUAAUAACAAAACUGAGACAGAGGAUAGAAGAACUCUUGUAUUAAAUUUCAAAUGGCCUCCACUUGUGAAUGAUGACAUCCAUGCACCUGGUACAUCUAAAAGCAGUUUGUCUGAUAGCCUUGUAUGUAUAUCUGAAAAAAACUUGCCAGGACACAGUAAAAACACACCUCUUGCAAUGUCAGAAGUAGGGAAAGUACACAAGAAGGAUAAUGAAAUAAAUAUAGGGAAAAUUGAGCUUAUACCUUCCAUGUUAGAAACGGAGAAAACAAACAAAAAGGAUGCUGAAUUGAAUAUUCUGAAAUAUGAGGCAGUCCCUCCUAUGUUAGAAAUGGGAAGAGUACAUAAAAUGGAUGCUGAAAUGAAUGUCAAGAAAACUGAACCAAAAGCUAAUGUUUUUAAAAUGGGAGAAGUAUACCAAAUGGAUGCUGAGAGCUGUAUUGAAAAAACUGAGGGAUCACCUGUCAUUUUAGGAAUGGAAAAAGCUUAUAAGAUGAAGGAUACCGAAGGGGAUGUUGGCAAAAUUGAGGUGAUACCUAUUAUGCCAGAAGUUAAAAAUGUCCACCAAAAGGAUGCUGAAGGGUAUAUUGUAAAGACUGAGAUGGCACCUGUUACAAUUCACAUGGAAAAUAUUUACCAAACGCAUGCUGAAGGGGAUAUUGGCAAGACUGGGGCAAUACCCUUGUCAGAAUUGGAAAAUAUCUACCGAAAAGAUGGUGAAGGGAUUAGUGAAAAGGCUAAAGUAAUACCCAUUACAUUAGCAAUGGAAAAUGCUUACCAAAAGGAUGCUGAAGGGGAUAUUGCAAAGGCUGAAGUGAUGCCUGUGAGGUUAGAAAUGGAAAAUACUUACCCAAAGGAUACUGAAAGAGAUAGUGGCAAAACUGAGGUGAUGCCCAUUGCAUUAGAGGUAGUAAAUACUUACCAAAGAAAUGCCGAGGGGUUUACUGGGAACACUGAGGGAUCUAUGUUGAAAAUGGAAGCUACUUACCAAAAGACUGCUGAAGAGGUCAUUAAGAAUACUGAAAUAGUACCGUGUGUGUUAAAAGUGAAGGAAGCACACGAGGCAGCACCUGCCCCCUUAGAAAUAGAAAAAGCAUACAAGAGAGAUGUUAAAGACACUAUUGGAGCAACUGUGUCCUUACCCUCUGUGAUAGAAAUGGAAAAAAUAUCCCCAGAAGAUUGUGGUGAGAAUAUUGGGAAACACAAAGUGUUACCCACAGUGGUAGACAUUGAGAAAAUACAUGGAACAGGACUGGGAUUGACCAUUACACAAGUGGAGGCCAUGCCUCCUGCAUUUGAAAGUAAAACACUACAAGAGUAUGCUGAAGGGAGUGUGGGAGAAACAAAGGAAGAACCUACUGAAAUAAAGGAAGGCUUGAUAGCACAUGAGAAUAGACUUGCUACACAUUUCAGGGGUUAUGAAUCCCCUACAUUAAGUAAGGAUUAUGAGGGCUACCCAGCCCCAGCAAUGCCAGAUUUUCAACCUGGAGAUACCAUAGUAAGACUAGACAAAAGAAUGUCUCUUACUGCAAUACAUGACAAGAGGAGAGAGACAGAUUAUAGUGGCAAAAAGGGAUAUAAUUUAGCUUUUGUUUCUCAAGAUGAACAAGAAAAUUCUUCCUUUACUAUAUUAUAUGAAGAACCCCUUCAAGAAGAGGACAAGUAUGCUUCCACGGAAGCAAGCCAAACACGGUCUGUCUUGUUUCCUGAUACGUCCCCUGACAGCAUGCCUGUUCUGGCAUGUGAAAGGUCUGAGAGUAGAACUGACCUUGUCCAUCACUUUGAAAAAGGUACUAAAUUAGGUGAGACGUUUGAUAGUGAUAGUUCAGAAAUGUUCUUAUCAGUGGAGGCCAAAAGGUACAAAAUUUAUCCUUUAGCGUUGUCUCCCAUUUAUGAGGAUGACAGCUCACAGGAGGACAUUCUAUCCAGUGAGGUUUCACCUGGUCACCAUGGCCCCAGGAAAUCAAGAGACAGUGAAAACCAGCCCUCUUCUGUUUUAUCCCUUCUCCAGUCAGUGUCAGAGCGUUUAAAGAUGAAUUUUGACGAAGAUGACAGAGAGGCAGCUGAGGAGGAAGAGGAGGAGGAGGCAGCAGUAUUGCAUAAAGAUCUGAGAGCUGGAAGUGGGGAGCAUGUUACCUUCCAGUUGCCAGAUCCUUCUAUCACAUUUUACCCUGAUGACCAGGAAAGCAUUGGAAUUUCUAAGAAUUCAUAUGUGAUGCCAAGUGAACCUACUACCUCCAAUCUGCAAGUUGGUCUGUGGCCAGAAAAGACCUCAUUUCUCCAGAAAUCUGACCUUACUUCUAAACUACAUUCUUCUUUAAAGAGUGCUUAUCAUCAGUAUCUGCAGACUUCCCAAAGUCAUUCCUCAGAAAAAGGAGCCAGAUUUGGUGGAAUUCUUCAGGAACCAGUGUCCAAGUAUUUCCGUGUUCAAGACAACCCAGGCAGAUUGAGCCCAUUUAUAGAGAAUGUUGACAAAGAAACUCUGAGAUAUAACCCAAGACCUGGGAAGAUGGUUAUCUAUGAUCUCCAUGAAAGUAAAUAUAAACAAGAAGUCUACUGUAAUAUUCCUGAUGCUACAUCAUGGUCUUUUCCAAAUGGAGUUCUAAUAAAAGUUGUAAGGGGCUGCUGGAUUUUAUAUGAGAAACCACAUUUCCGAGGUCAGAAAUGUGUGCUGGAAGAAGGGGAAAAGGUGUUAAAUCGUGACUGGAUUCUUCAGAACAGAAGGCAUCCACAAAGAAACUUUGUAUUGGGUUCUAUCAAACGUGUCUUAAAGGACUGCAGCAUUCCAGAGAUAGAGCUUUUCCCACAAUCUGACCCAGCCUGUUGUCCUGUCUACAUACAGAGAGCAGUCCCCAACUUGGAAGAACUGAAUAUCUCCAAAUCUAUGUCCUUCACUGUGAAGUCAGGAGUUUGGCUUGCCUACCCAGAUAUUAAUUUUAAGGGACAAGCUACAGUUCUGGAGGAAGACCAUGGGCUCUUCGAGAUUUCUACAGCAGAAAUGAAAUCAUUACAUCCGCUUCAAAUGGGUGGACUGAAAGUGGAAAUGCCCAUGAACUUAAAGGUUAUUAUUUAUGAAAAACCUCACUUCCAUGGACAGGCUAAAGAGUUUAGUGAGCAUAUAGAUUCUGUUCCUAACUUUUUGAAAAAUGAUGGAGAUUUUCACAGAAUUGGAUCAAUUCGUGUCAUUGGUGGAGUGUGGGUUGCCUAUGAAAAAGAACAUUUUAAAGGCCAGCAGUUUCUGCUUGAAGAAGGAGACUUUGAAGACAGUAAUGCUUGUGGUGCAUUAAGUGGCCCUAUCUUGUCUUUCCGGUACUUACAAGCUAAUUUUAUAGAAUCUUCUGUCACACUGUUUGAAUCUGACCUAGAAAGUGGGAAGUUUAUUGACAUUACAAAUCAGGAAAUUUCUGAUUUGGAAGAAAUUGGCUUUGGCAGUAAAACAAGAUCCAUUCAUGUUAAAAGUGGAGUAUGGGUUGCCUACCAGCAAAAGUUCUUCUGUGGAGAACAGUACAUUUUAGAAAAAGGGAAAUACAAAUGCUUUUUUGACUGGGGAGGAUCAAGUAAUAUAAUCAUGUCGAUACGACCAAUCCAACUGGAACCACUUGGGAUAAAUGAACCUCCGCAUUUGCUCAAAGUAUUCAGUAAACCAGGGUUCCAAGGUGAAUGUAUAGAUUUUACAGAAGAAACUUCUGAUUUGACUUCACUCAUACCAUGUUCUUUUAAAGUUCUUCGAGGUUGCUGGCUCCUCUAUUACCAAGAAGACGUGUUUGUUAAUCACUGUGUGCUAGAAGAAGGCCUCUAUGCUGACCUUACUUCCUGCGGUUGCCCAGCAUCUAAAGUCAAAUCUCUCAAGCCCAUUGACUAUGUUUUUGAAGAACCCUCCAUCAGCCUUUUUGCUCUGGAGCAUUGUGAGGGAAGAGAGUUACAUCUAGAAGAGGCUGUGAACUCUGUUCUGAACAAGGACCUGCACUUCUACACCCAGUCUGUGUGGGUAAAAAGUGGACUAUGGAUAGCUUAUGAAGGAUCCAAUUUCUUGGGAAGACAAAUCCUACUCAGGCCUAAUGAGAUCCCAAACUGGACAGCAUUCAGCAGAUGGAAGACAAUUGGUUCCCUCCGUCCUAUGAAGCAGCCUGCAGUGUACAUCAGAAUAAAGAACCGUGCCCAGGAUGAAUAUCUGACAGUCACUGGAAAUCUAGCAGACACCAGGGCAACAUCUGUGUGCAUUUCUCCCUAUAGUGGAAAGGAUACUCAGAUCUGGCACUACUGCCGAGGACUCUUUAAAUCCAAGGCCAGUGAUACAUGUCUUGAUGUGAUUGGUGGCCGGGACACACCUGGAGCUAAAGUAGCUCUAUGGACUGAACAUGGGCAAUUCAGGCAGAAGUGGAGACUGAAUCAAAAUGGAACUAUCAGCUCUUAUCUCAGUGAUCAACUUGUCCUCGAUGUUAAAGGAGGAAAUUAUUGUGACAAGACUCAUGUAAUUGUAAAUCAGCCCCUGGAGGGAGAAGAAACACAGAAAUGGGACAUUGAAAUAUUAUGAGAGAAUCAACAUCCCUAGAAAGAGUGAAGAAGGAAACUCACAUCUGUCAUUGUCUCGUGGACAUGGAAAGGAAACUACUAUCCUCACACUCCUGGAUCACUGAGCAGAAUGAACAUUCUCUCCAACCUCUGAAACUAUCGCUCUUACCCACGGAAAAGCUCAAAAUAUUCUUGCCAUUACUCAGUGUUCCUAUAAAGAAAAUAUUAUGAUGUCUGGCAAAGGUUCUAUUCCUGAUCUCCAGCUGUGGUGAGCAAGUUUCCUGAAGUGUUUAUUUUCUCUCCUAUCCACCAAACAUGAAUCCUAUUCCUGAUGGCCUGUUAUUGGACACUGGUGAUGCUGUUAUCCUGUAGUAUUUAUUAAUAUCCUACCUAGAUGCUUGUAUGAGUACAAAGCAUAAGGAAACGGAUUCCUAUAGGUCAAGUCAUACUUUUGCAAACAGAUGAGUAAUUUUUUAGCAACAUCUGAAAAUAUAUAUUAAACUUUCCUAGAUAAACUUUAAGGUUUCUAUACUGAGACUGUUAUAACACACCUCAUAAGUAUUUAUUUUUACUUGUAACUAACCCCAGGCAGGGACGUCAGCUUUGUUAGGAAUAAGGCACAAGUAGUAAAGUAUUUUCUGUAGCUAUUGUUUCCUCAGUCCUUCAAACUAGAACAGUACAAAUAACCUAUCCCCAAACUUGCACUCUUACAUGUUAACCAAGACAUCCCUUUAGGUGACAAGACUCUACAACAGUGGUUACCUGUCUCCAUGCUGACACUUCAUCCUAGAUUUAAGGAGAGGCAUUAAUUUUUUAUUUUUAUUUUUUGCCUCAAGUGAAGAGAAAUUUCAAAACAAAGUAGCAUUUGAACCUUGACCUUACCAUCUUUUUAAAUAAAUGUGGAGUUGAUUUCUCUACUAAAUAAUACAAGCCUUACUUCUUCACUCCCAUGGUAAGUAACUUUUAUUUAAGUAAACUCAGGCAGGAAAUCACCUUUGACUUGGCUUCCAGUAGUCAUUACCACCUUUUACUGCACAAUUCACAAGCGUUUUUCCUGCUGAAUGGGAUUGAGACUUACAUUAAGACAACUUUUCCUUUUAUCCCCAACUUUUGCCAGAAAGCAGAAAAAUGCUCUAUUUUUAUAAAGAUUAAAUUAUCUGGUGAUAUUUUUAAAAAUAUCAACCUAUAUGCACUUUAGAAUGUAAAAUAACAGUGAGUAUUUUAAACUCGAAGACCCACUAUUUUGAGUAUUUUUUAUAGACUGAGUUUUUCCAUGUAAAUACUGGGUUUUUUCCCCCCUCAAUUUCAGGCUUUUCUCCAUCUUUUAAGCAGCCUCUACAACUCCCUUUUGUCCAUAGGUGUUGCGUGCCUCUCAUUGUGGGGGAGUAUUAUUUAACUCCCUUUUGUCCAUAGGUGUUGCGUGCCUCUCAUUGUGGGGGAGUAUUAUUUAAUAAAAUUUAUGUUACAGGAUAACUUUUAGUGGGCAAGGGCUUGUCUAUACACAAAGGUAUGUAUAUUUUCAUUGUAAAAAAACAAUUUACAAUUUUUUCUUAUUUUAAUUGUUGGAAAUUUUUCUAGAGCCAAAGCAGCUCUUUAAAGAAGUUGUUUCUUCCAAAGAACAAAGCCAGGUUAAUGACAUUCAAUUCUAAAUGACACAUUGGAAUUGUGCCUUUUCUACCACACUGGAUUAAAUAAACUUGUCAAAAUA